GGGCGGGGCUGGUCGGUGGCUGGGCCGGUUGUCACCCGGAGGCCGAGGCCGGCGAGCUGCCCCGGGCAAACCCUGGCGAGGAGCUGACUGGAGUGGCCGCAGGUGGGGGGAGAGAAGCGCCGGCCUCCUCGAUGGAGGGUCCAGCUGAGAAGGAACCGGGGCAGCCCUGAGGACUGUGAGGCCAAGAAUUGCUGAGUACACUGGCUACUGGGGACCCGACUACACAGAUGAUAAAGAGUCCAUAUAAUUUCUCUUCACACUGACAAUGAGAUAAUUAAGGGCUGCCAUGUUACUGCUUUGACAAGCACUUCCUGCUGUCUUCACAGAGAUCACCCUGAAAAAUAAUCUCAAAGGAGCAGCUGUACCCCCAUGCUUCUGUUGAUGGCAUUAGCAUCUAUCAAAUGCUCUUUGUGACCUGGAAGACACCAACUACCCUUUUGUGCUUGGCCUGUUUCACACAACUGAAUGAAGCUUCUUCCAGUUAGUUCCCGAGCUCUGUUGCUUAAACACCUUGUCUUAUUAUUGAGUGAAUCUUCAUGAAGCCCUUUCCUAAACCAGCUUGAAGGGUGGCUUUUUCCUCUCAGAAUCUGUGACAUGGAAGCUUUGGAAGUGGAUGAUAUCAGCCCGGCCUUGGAAGUUACUGAAGAUUUCUUUAGUACUUUUGAUAGUAAAAUCGAAAAGACUGUUCAGCAAGCAGAGGUUUAUGGGAUUCAAGAAGUCCCUGAAUUGGUGGGGCAUGAAGUACUGAGUAACAGAACAGACAAUGGUGCUACCAGAACUGCUGACUCCCUAGGGCAGGGAGGCAUGGUUUGGGACCACUGCAAGGGCAGGAUUUUAGAAACCAAAGCUCAAAAUGUCUUCCCUGCCAAAGAACAGUUUAUGGUCCAGAAAGGGACAACCCCAGAUAAUCUUUCCUGGAUGGAACAAAAGGAAGCAUCAACCUUUAAUUUUUUCAACAUGUGUCAGCGUCGGAGAGACAGACCUCGUUCUGUGAAUGACUUACUGGAUGAGACCUCUACUUUCAAACCAGGGCAUGCUCGAUCAAGGUCAGAUAUUACCCAGAUGGACUGGAGAGUAGUCCUCAAGACCAUGCCUUUACAGCAACAGCAGGAGCAAACAUCUCUUCCAGAACCUCGUUUCACCAGACCUUCUUUUCUCUUGCCCUCACCAAAUAAGGUUGAAGAUGCUCAAGGAAACACUGAACACAAGCAAGCAUUUCCCAACAUUCUGAAGAAGGGUUACUUGGAGAUUCGGAAGAGCCAUGAUAGUUACUGGCAAAGCUGUUAUGCAGAACUUUCACCCUACAACCUCUAUUUCUACAAUCUUGACAGCAGUGGGAAUCAAACCCUCUGUGCCACCUACCAGCUUUCCCACUUCCAGAGUAUAUCUGUUUUGGGUAACCUUGAGGCCAGGCUGGUAGAUACAGUUCUGUAUGACAACACCCAACUGCAGCUAAAGGCAGAGUCACCGUGGGAGGCUCUGGACUGGGGGCAGAAGCUCUGGGAAGUCGUGCACGCCACCACCGUGCCUGGUUACAUGGCACAGCAGGACCAGCUGGCAAACUCACCAGGGCUUGGUCAUCACGCUGACUGUGCACAGAACCACUGUUUACAGAAGAAUUCUAGUGAGCUUCUUGUGCCGUCCCCAGUCUUGGAUAGCCCCAAACAGUACCAAAACAUCCUCAAAUCAGGGACACUCUACAGGCUCACUGUCCAAAAUAACUGGAAAGCAUUUUCAUUUGUGUUGAGCCAGGCCUACCUUAUGGCUUUUCAGCCCGGCAAGCUGGAUGAGGAUCCCCUGCUAAGCUACAAUGUGGAUGUGUGUCUGGCUGUCCAGAUGGACAACCUGGAUGACUGCGACUCUUGCUUUCAAGUCAUUUUCCCACAAGAUGUUCUCCGCCUCCGGGCUGAGACCCGGCAGAGGGCUCAGGAGUGGAUGGAGGCUAUGAAAACAGCUGCCAAUGCAGCAAGGAGCUCAGAGCAAAACUUGCAGGUCACACUGAGGAACAAGCCCAAGGAUCAGAUAGGGGGGCAUGAACUCAGGAAGAGCAAACGUCAGUCUGUGACGACCAGCUUUCUGAGCAUCCUGACAACUUUGUCUUUGGAACGUGGACUCACUGUGCAGAGUUUCAAAUGUGCAGGGUGCCAGCGGUCCAUAGGCCUUUCCAAUGGGAAAGCCAAAGUGUGCAAUUACAGUGGGUGGUAUUACUGCAGCAGCUGCCACGUGGACGACAGUUUUCUCAUCCCUGCGCGCAUAGUCCACAACUGGGACACUUCAAAGUAUAAGGUGUCCAAGCAGGCCAAGGAGUUCCUGGAGUACGUGUAUGAAGAGCCCCUGAUCGACAUCCAGCAGGAGAACCCGAUGCUGUACCUGCAUGCGGAGCCGCUAGCCACAGUAGUGCGGCUGCGCCAGAGGCUGAAAUCGCUGCGGGCCUAUUUGUUCAGCUGCCGGGCUGCGGUGGCUGAGGACCUGCGCCGCAGAAUUUUCCCCAGAGAAUACCUCCUUCAACAGAUCCACCUAUAUUCCCUUGCCGAUCUGCAACAGAAAUCUGAUAUGCAGGUGGAUCCAAGUUAUUGUCUGGGGAGAUGAUGUCACGGUUGGAAAAAGGACCAGGAAACUGGAUCACGGAAGAGCUCCCAAAUAUGGGAAAGGUGUAUAAAUAUUGUUGACUGUAAACCCCACCGAUUUGAUGUAAUCUGGGGCCCAUAUUCAGCUUAGGAGCCUAUGUGACCUCUGCAUCCCUGUAGAUCUGAGCUCCCAUUCUGUGGUCAUGUGUAGGAACAUUUCAAGCUUUCCCAAUAUCAGGAUCCAUCUCUACCAUUGUUGAUCCAGGUUGAGGGCAGGGUCCUAUGGGGGGCCCACAAAGGGGUCUGUUGUGUUGUUCCUGAUAGAGAUGACUGGUAACAAUGGAGAGAGGGAUUUAUUCAAGGUCUAGGCCCAUCUUGUCUGUUUGGGAAUCUCAGGACUCCCGAAAUAGGGCCCCAGCUGAUGGGAUGACCUGAUAGUGACUAAAGAGUCAUUGUUGGGAGUCGAGCGGUAGCGCAGUGGGUUAAGCGCAGGUGGCGCAAAGCACAAGGAUCGGCAUAAGGAUCCCGGUUCAAGCCCCCGGCGCCCCACCUACAGGGGAGUCGCUUCACAGGCGGUGAAGCAGGUCUGCAGGUGUCUCUCUUUCUCUCC
Messenger RNA from Erinaceus europaeus (western European hedgehog), 3177 nucleotides. RefSeq names its product pleckstrin homology domain containing M3 (gene PLEKHM3). NCBI's taxonomy places the organism in Eukaryota, Metazoa, Chordata, Mammalia, Eulipotyphla, Erinaceidae. The coding region runs from base 595 to 2589 and encodes 664 amino acids. The transcript has 9 exons. The record is from RefSeq and is a predicted model, not a curated record.